AUGAAAGAACGUAAAAUAUUUCUCACAAACAAAAAAACAGGUUGGGAACUCUUUAGAAGUACUCUUGAAAAAACAAAAACUCUUUCGCUAAGAUUAAAAACAUCAUCUAAAAUCGAAAUGGCAAUACAAAAACUGUGUAAUGACAUUUUUGAAGCUGUAAAAACGUCAACACCUGAAACUUCUAAAGUCAGUAAUCGUGACAUAGACUACUCUAUGGAAAUUAAAGAUAUAGUUCAACAAAAGCGCAAAGCAAGAAGAACCUGGUAUAGACCGAGACACCAAGCGGAUAAAACCUAA
Messenger RNA from Cinara cedri, 297 nucleotides. Lineage: Eukaryota; Metazoa; Arthropoda; Insecta; Hemiptera; Aphididae. The record is from the annotation of a GenBank genome assembly.